Neopsephotus bourkii (Bourke's parrot) is the source of this 3417-nucleotide messenger RNA. RefSeq lists its product as uncharacterized. Gene Ontology annotation, biological process: DNA integration. Gene Ontology annotation, molecular function: RNA-DNA hybrid ribonuclease activity; nucleic acid binding. The record is from RefSeq and is a predicted model, not a curated record. NCBI's taxonomy places the organism in Eukaryota, Metazoa, Chordata, Aves, Psittaciformes, Psittacidae.
AUGACUUUGCUUAAUCCCUGUAAAUGGAGAAGUGCAGACUUUAUUGCAGCAUCUGACAAAGUGGGAUAUAGCACCUGUACCUCCUGUAAGGAGCAAGAGUUGCUUGAAGAUGUGUCUGCAGAUGAUGGGACCUCGCGGGCAUUGCCGAGGCGGAUCGCGUUUCGGUCCUGCGCCAGCCGGCACCGAGAGAUUCUCGGGGAGCCAUCGACCGCGACCGACCUCCGCUGCUCACGACGGACCUCUGAUAUGGUAAGGAAAGGACGAGAUUUAUUAGCUAAAUUGGACGCAACAGUUGUUCUUGAAAAUGGUGAAUUAACCAUGCAGGUCCCGGAAUCGAAGGCAGGACAAAUUUUGGUUUUGAAAAAUAAACCCAUGGCCUGGAUUCCGGAGAAGGUAGAACGAACUGCAAUACUGACAGUUUGGGAAACAGAAAUUCCAGGAAAAUCAAAAACUGCUCAACCAGUAAUAGUGGAAUUAAAGGAUGGAGCUAGGCCAGUAAGAGUUAAACAAUAUCCCCUGAAACUAGAAGCAAGAUAUGGCAUUAUAAAAACAAUUGAAAAAUUUUUGAGACAUCAAGUUCUAGAGGAAUGUGAAUCAGAGUAUAACACCCCAAUUUUUCCAGUAAAGAAACCUAAUGGUGAGUAUAGGUUGGUCCAGGAUUUGAGGGCCAUAAAUGAGAUAACAAAAGAUAUCUACCCAGUGGUCGCAAACCCUUAUACAUUGUUAACAUCUGUGAAGGAAAAGUAUAAAUGGUUUACAGUGAUUGAUUUAAAAGAUGCCUUCUUCUGCAUUCCUCUUGACAAAAAUAGUAGAAAAUUGUUUGCAUUCGAAUGGGAAAACCCACAAAAUGGACAAAAGACACAAUUAACAUGGACCAGACUCCCACAGGGAUUCAAGAACAGUCCGACACUCUUCGGGAACCAGCUAGCCAAAGAACUGGAAGUGUGGACCACUCAAGGAAAAGUACAGGUACCGAGAUCACAAUAUCUCCUAUUGCAAUAUGUUGAUGAUAUCUUUAUUGCAACGGAACAAGAGUCACUGUGUAUACAGGUAACCAUUGAAAUUUUAAACCAAUUAGGUUUGAACGGGUACAAGGUUUCAAAGGAAAAGGCACAAAUUGCAUGCACGACUGUGUUGUAUUUAGGAUGCGAAAUAUCACAAGGGCAGCGAAAACUGGGAAUAAAUCGCAUAGAGGCGAUUUGUGCCAUUCCAGAACCACGGAACUUACAUGAACUAAGAACAUUUUUGGGCAUGGCAGGGUGGUGCAGAUUAUGGAUAAUGGACUAUGGACUCAUUGCUAAACCCCUAUAUGAAGCCCAGAAAUCACCUGUUUGGAACAAAACACAGAAAGAGGCCUUUAGGAAACUGAAAAAAGCGUUAAUGAAAUCUCCAGCACUAGGACUCCCAGAUCUGACAAAGGAUUUUCAAUUAUUUGUCCAUGAGAGACAGAGACUAGCACUGGGAGUGUUGACUCAGAAACUUGGAAGCUGGAAAAGACCAGUAGGAUAUUUCUCAAAACAACUGGACCCGGUAAGUGCAGGGUGGCCUGCAUGCUUGAGGGCAGUAGCAGCUACUAUUGUUUUGAUACAGGAGGCCAGGAAACUGACUUUGGGAAAACACAUUGAAGUGUUUGUGCCACAUAUGGUAACAACCAUCUUAGAACAAAAAGGGGGGUACUGGUUAUCUCCUAGCAGAAUGAUGAAAUAUCAAGCAAUUUUAACAGAACAAGAUGACAUGAGUUUAAAGACUACUAACCUGUUAAAUCCAGCAGCCUUUUUAGGAGCAGAUCUAGAAGGAGAGAUGCUUGAACAUAACUGUAUAGAAGUCAUCGAACAUACAUAUGCAACCAGAGCAGACCUGAAGUAUACACCUCUUGAACAACCAGACUGGGAACUCUUCACAGAUGGAAGCAGUUUUGUGGAGAACGGAACACGAUAUGCAGGAUAUGCUGUAACGACACUGCAAGAGGUAAUCGAAGCCAAAGUAUUACCUCCAGGGACAUCAGCCCAGCGGGCAGAACUGAUAGCUCUCACAAGAGCACUAGAACUGAGCAACGACAAAAAGGUAAAUGUAUGGACAGACUCAAAAUAUGCAUUUGGUGUAGUGCAUAUUCAUGGAGCAUUAUGGAAACAGCCUAAACAGGUGGCCGUUAUGCAUUGCAAAGCACAUCAAGGAGGAACUUCAAAGAUAUCUGAAGGAAACACAUUGGCAGACCGAACAGCUCGACAGGUGGCCCGGAAGGUAUGGAAUAUGAUGGCACUGAUACCUCUCAAGGUAAGCCCAUUCCAUACCUAUCUCUCACAGAAUCCAGACUAUUCAGCGGAGGAUGAGAAAUUGGCAGGACUUUUAAGAGUUCAAAAGAACUCUGAGGGAUGGUAUGUAACAACAACUGGACAAGUGAUAGUGCCACCGGCAAUAAUGUGGAAAUUUCUACAGACUGAACAUCAUAAGUGUCACUGGGGUGCAGAAGCAUUGGUAACUUAUCUAAGACAAGGAAUAAUUUCCACACAGAUGUUAACUAUGGCAAAAUCAGUGGGAUCAAAAUGUGAGAUUUGUUUGAAAAAUAAUCCGAUAGUGAGGAGGCAAGUUGAAAUGGGAAGGACCAGAAUAGGGAUGGAACCAGGAGAUUAUUGGCAAAUUGAUUUUGUGGAAUUACCAAAGGCACAAGGGUAUAAAUACCUAUUAGUAGGGAUCGACACCUUUUCUGGAUGGCCGGAGGCCCUUCCCUGUCGCACUAAUCAGGCAAAAGAGACGGUGAAGUGGUUGCUCAAAGAAAUCAUUCCAAGAUUUGGUGUUCCUUUGGGAAUGUCAUCAGAUAGAGGCCCACACUUUAUUGCAACAAUAGUACAAGAAAUAAGUAAAUUAUUAGGAAUAACAUGGAAUUUGCAUACCCCCUGGAGGCCUCAAUCUAGUGGGCAGGUGGAAAAGAUGAAUCAGACAAUAAAAAGACAAGUUAGCAAAAUAUGUCAAGAGGCUAAAAUAAAGUGGCCACAGGCACUGCCCAUAGCCUUGUUACGAAUCAGAAUAAAACCUAGAAGUGGAAUGUCAGUAAGCCCCUACGAAAUCCUCUAUGGAAAACCAUAUGAGGCACCAGAGCCUAAUCCUAAUCCCCACAUUAAAAGAAAUCAGGAUGUUUAUAAUUAUGUGCUAUCUCUAGGUAGAACCCUAACCAGACUAAGAAGCACCCUGGUGUGGAACAGGCCAUUGUCCUUGGAGAAUCCAGUGCAUGAUAUUCAGCCAGGAGAUCAAGUAUGCAUCCGAAACUGGAGUAAAGAGCUGUUAAAAGAGCGGUGGGACGGACCUCGUCAAGAAAUAGCCCGGAGCUAUGCAUGGACCCAUCGAAUUAUAGGAGCAGUAACUAAACAACAUCCAAAUUCUCCCACACCUCCUCCUAUUUAUCAGGAAACAGCUACCUAA